UCCGCGCCGCCCGCCCCUCGCCAGCAGCAGCAGCAGGAGGAGGCGGAGGAGGAGGCGGCGGCGGCGAUUCUGGCCGAGGGGAGCGCGAGGCAGUGCGAGCGCCGCUGCCGCCCCCUGUGAUCCGGGAGCCCCAGGUCCGGGCGGAGGAGGCGGCGGAGGGCGGCAGAGCGGCGGCGGCGGCGGCAGCACAGCGGCAGCAGGAGGAGUCUGCGCGCGGCCCCCCCUCCCUCAGCCCCGCUACAGCCCCCUCCCUCCCUGCGCGCUCCGCUCCGCACCGCCACCAUGUCGGCGCCGGCGGCCAAAGUCAGUAAGAAGGAGCUCAACUCCAACCACGAUGGGGCCGACGAGACCUCAGAAAAAGAGCAACAGGAAGCAAUUGAACACAUUGAUGAAGUACAGAAUGAAAUAGACAGACUGAAUGAACAAGCCAGUGAGGAAAUUUUGAAAGUAGAACAGAAAUACAACAAACUCCGCCAACCAUUCUUCCAGAAGAGGUCAGAAUUGAUCGCCAAAAUCCCAAAUUUCUGGGUAACAACAUUUGUCAACCACCCGCAAGUAUCUGCACUGCUGGGAGAAGAAGACGAAGAGGCACUGCAUUAUUUGACCAGAGUUGAGGUGACAGAAUUUGAAGACAUCAAAUCAGGUUACAGAAUAGAUUUUUAUUUUGAUGAGAAUCCAUACUUUGAAAAUAAAGUUCUCUCCAAAGAGUUUCACCUGAAUGAAAGCGGAGACCCAUCUUCAAAAUCAACUGAGAUCAAAUGGAAAUCUGGAAAGGAUCUGACAAAACGUUCAAGCCAGACACAGAACAAAGCCAGUAGGAAGAGGCAGCAUGAAGAGCCAGAAAGUUUCUUUACCUGGUUCACUGACCACUCUGAUGCAGGUGCUGACGAGCUAGGAGAGGUCAUCAAGGAUGACAUCUGGCCAAAUCCAUUACAGUACUACUUGGUUCCUGAUAUGGAUGAUGAAGAAGGGGAGGGAGAGGAAGACGAUGAUGAUGAUGAAGAGGAAGAAGGGUUGGAGGAUAUUGACGAAGAAGGAGAUGAAGAUGAGGGAGAAGAAGAUGAAGAUGAUGAUGAGGGAGAGGAAGGAGAGGAGGAUGAAGGAGAAGAUGACUAAUUGAACACUGAUGGAUUCCAAAUUCCCUUUUUACCUUUUUAAUUUUUCUCCAGUCCCUGGGAGCAAGUUGCUGUCUUUUUUUUCUUGUGCUCAGUCUCCUUGUUCUCUUGAGGUCUCUUUUUCUCUCCUCUACACCAUGGUUCACAAUUUAAUUUGGGGAAAAUACCUUGAGCAGAAGGCAGUGGAAAAGAAUCUACCAGUUUCUGUUUCAAGUUCAUUUUUAUCCCUUUCUGUCUCAAAACAAAAACUGUUUAUGGAAUCAACACACCAUAUUCUGUGGGAAAAAAGAAAACCUUCUGCUCCCUUCACUCUGCUGGAAGCUGAAGAGUGCUAGGCCCCUGUGUAGUAGUGCAUAGAAUCUAGCUUUUUUCCUUCUUUCUCUGUAUAUUGGGCUCAGAGAUUACACUGUGUCUCUAUGUGAAUAUGGACAGUUAGCAUUUACCAACAUGUAUCUGUCUACUUUCUCUUGUUUAAAAAAAAAAGAAAAAGCUAAAAAAAAAAAAAAUGGGG
Messenger RNA from Lagopus muta (rock ptarmigan), 1626 nucleotides. It is a transcript of the gene SET, whose product is annotated as SET nuclear proto-oncogene. The transcript is spliced from 8 exons. Lineage: Eukaryota; Metazoa; Chordata; Aves; Galliformes; Phasianidae. Gene Ontology annotation, cellular component: chromatin; nucleus. Gene Ontology annotation, molecular function: chromatin binding; histone binding. The coding region runs from base 283 to 1116 and encodes 277 amino acids. The record is from RefSeq and is a predicted model, not a curated record. Gene Ontology annotation, biological process: nucleosome assembly.